Messenger RNA from Fonsecaea multimorphosa CBS 102226, 933 nucleotides. RefSeq lists its product as uncharacterized. The transcript has 2 exons. The record is from RefSeq and is a predicted model, not a curated record. Bases 1 to 933 code for a protein of 310 amino acids. Gene Ontology annotation, cellular component: membrane; mitochondrion. NCBI's taxonomy places the organism in Eukaryota, Fungi, Ascomycota, Eurotiomycetes, Chaetothyriales, Herpotrichiellaceae. Gene Ontology annotation, biological process: mitochondrial respiratory chain complex IV assembly.
AUGGCCAGAUAUGACUUAAAGCUCCUCCGGUCACUUCUAUCGCGCUCUAGUGGACCUUCUCGCCCUUUCAGCAAGGCCCAAUCCCGUCGUCUCGCAACCGAGAAGCCUCCCACACCACCGAACAACAAUGAGGACUUUGUCUCAAUAGUUGAUGCCCCUCCACGUCUUGUGCGCACCGGUCAAAAGCACAGUAAAGUCGGUAUUGCGGUACUUUCGCUCAUACCCGUCACUGCCUUCGCUCUUGGAACCUGGCAAAUCCAACGGCUGGAUUGGAAGACCAAGCUCAUCGCAAAAUACGAAGACCGUCUCGUGCGGCCACCGCUACCGCUACCACCGAGGGUUGAUCCCGAAGCGAUCCAUGAAUUUGACUAUAGAAGAGUGUAUGCCACAGGAAGGCUUAGACAUGACAAAGAGAUGCUCAUCGGGCCAAGGACGCUGGAUGGGAAAGAUGGGUUUAUGGUGGUGACGCCUUUAGAACGAGAAGGAGCGAGUACCAUCUUGGUGAACAGGGGAUGGAUCAGCAAAGAGAAGAGAUUCCAAGUCGACAGGGAUCCAGAAAGCUUGCCCAAGGGCGAGAUCACGGUUUCGGGACUGCUCCGGGAACCUUGGAAGAAGAACUUCUUCACGCCCAAAAACCAGCCCGAGAACGGGAAGUUUUAUUUCCCUGACGUUUACGAGAUGGCAGAAGUCGUUGGCGCUGAACCUGUCUGGAUCGAAGAGACCAUGACUCCAGACUUAUUGGUAAGCUACUCGCGAGAGGCGAGGGGGAUACCGAUCGGGAGAGCACCAGAAGUCAAUCUGAGAAACAAUCAUUUACAGUACAUCUUUACAUGGUACUCAUUAUCCGCGGCCACAACAUUCAUGAUGUGGUUGCUAUUGAAGAAGAAGCCAAUUGACAGAGCUCGACGCGUCCGUCAUGUCACCAACUGGUAA